Cetraspora pellucida is the source of this 153-nucleotide messenger RNA. Lineage: Eukaryota; Fungi; Glomeromycota; Glomeromycetes; Diversisporales; Gigasporaceae. The record is from the annotation of a GenBank genome assembly.
AUGAGUAUUGUAAAUGCUAACAAUCAAAGUUAUUCUUUUAAAGACAGUGAACCUAGCAAGGCCUCAAAUUCAAUUAAUGUAAAAAACUAUUUUGAUAAGCUUCAAAAAAUAAUUCAAAAAGUUUUCUUAUUAUCAAACAAAUUUAGAAUAUAA